AUGUCUCAUCGUUUCAACUCUGAAAUAGUUGAACACGUCAAGUCUAUUGUAACACAAAAUGUUGUCGACGAAUAUCAACGAGACGGUGCUGUAUGUAUUCGUCAAAUACUCACUCAAGAUGAGAUCGAUCUUCUCAAAAGCGGUAUUGAUAGAAAUUUGAAGCAUCCAAGUUCAAGAGUGAAAAUAGCGAGUAAACCAGAUGAUACAGGCUUGUUCACAGAAGAUUUUUGUAACUGGCAAAAUAAUGAAUAUUACAAAAAAUUUAUUUUUGAGUCGUCUAUUAGUAUCGUUGCUGGCUUAUUAAUGCGCAGUAAAACAACUCGACUUUAUCAUGAUCAUAUGUUAGUGAAAGAAGCAAAUACAAAACAAAUUACACCAUGGCAUCAAGAUCAACCAUAUUAUAAUAUUGACGGCUUUCAAAAUUGUAGUAUAUGGAUACCAGUUGAUCCAGUGUCAAGAUAUUCGACAGUAGAAUUUAUCGCCGGAUCACAUCACGGAAAAUGGUUGAUGCCACGAACAUUUAUGGAUAAUAAAGCAAAAUGGUUUCCAGAAGGUACUCUCGAAGAUUUACCAGAUAUUGAGAAUGAACGAGAAAAGUAUCCAAUAAUUGGAUGGGAAUUGGAACCAAGAGAUAUCGUUUGUUUCCAUAUGCUUACCUUACACGGCGCACGAGGAGCUGAUCAACGACGAAGAGCAUUUUCUGUGCGAUUUUUAGGCGAUGAUAUUACUCAUGCGCCACGCACUUGGAAAACAUCACCCGAAUUCGAAGAGCUUUCGAAUGAACUCGCUGUUCGUGCAAAAAUGAAUCAUUCAUUAUUUCCUAUCUUAUGGGAACAAUAG
Molecule: messenger RNA, 840 nt
Organism: Didymodactylos carnosus
Lineage: Eukaryota; Metazoa; Rotifera; Eurotatoria; Philodinida; Philodinidae
Source: the annotation of a GenBank genome assembly